This is a messenger RNA of Exserohilum turcica Et28A, 1319 nucleotides long. RefSeq lists its product as uncharacterized. The record is from RefSeq and is a predicted model, not a curated record. Lineage: Eukaryota; Fungi; Ascomycota; Dothideomycetes; Pleosporales; Pleosporaceae. Bases 25 to 963 code for a protein of 312 amino acids. The transcript has a single exon. Gene Ontology annotation, molecular function: transmembrane transporter activity. Gene Ontology annotation, biological process: transmembrane transport.
CUGGCUAUGAAAAGUACGGGCCCCAUGGGCGUGUUCAUGGCAUUGCUGGGGAUAGCAAUUCUGUGUCUGUGCCUGGUAGGCUUCGUACUCCCGGAAACGUCGCGAGGCAUUGUUGGGAACGGGUCAAGACCUGCGACGGGUAUCUGGCGGACUUGGUUAUCAUUCCUACCAUGUCACAAGAACCGUUCGUCCUCGGAUGUCCUUUCGAUGCAGACUCAGUCGUCGACGCCAAAACCCAGACAGAUUUUUCGCAGGAUCUUCGAUUCAAUACGCAUGGUUCGACAUCCAGAUGCGGCAGCUAUUCUCUGCAUGGUUGCCUCGUCGUACGGCAUCUACUACACCUUCCAAGUCGCCCAUUCAGUCAUUUUUGAAGAACGGUACCAUUUCAACGAACUGCAAAUCGGUCUGUCUUUUCUCCCUGGCCUUGGCGGAAUGACGGUAGGCGGGACAAUAGCAGGAAAGCUCCUCGAUAUCAAUUACGCUUAUCAAGCGCGUGAAAGCGAGAUUUCUGAUACAGCCAACGCUAUGGAUUUUCCCAUCGAAAGGGCCCGAUAUAGGAAUGCGGUGCCGUUGAUAUGUGUGGAGACAACACUUGUGGUCGGCUAUGGCUGGACUGUACAACAGCACACGCAUCCUGCAGUAGUCCUCACACUCGAGUUGUUCAUCUGCGCCUUGUCCACGCUACUCAGCCACACGGCUAAUGCAUUGCUCGUAGAUGUCUUCCCCCAAGCCCCCAGCACAGCGUACGCAUCGGGCCAGGUUGCACGAGGCGGGUUCAGCGCUGCGUCUGCUGCCAUUAUCGAUCCAUUGGUGCGUUCCCUAGGAUAUGGAUGGUAUUUUACCAUAUUUGCAGCAUUCACCGGGACUGCGUGUUUGUCCUGCGUCAGUUUGAGCCGGCGGGCGGGUAUGCGAUGGCGGCGCAAGAGAUAUCUGAACGCUAGCCGUGGGCCAGGGGAGGAGUAGCCGCCUAGUCUCGCACGUGGCAUAUCGGGUAGUAUACAUCUGACUGUGAACUGGCAAUACAAGGUUGGUUAGAGGUGGAGACGUCGAUGCUUGAUGUAGCUGCAGCUGUAUUUGCUUUUGCCCAGAGCAGGCCCCUGUGCGAUAACCAUCUUGAAGCAAAGCCAGAUUCCGCGGUGUGAGAUAGAACAGCGAGGCCGGGCUAUUUUCGAAUUUAUCCAGUGCAGACGUAUACAUAGUUUGAGGCUACUGAAAUGAGUGGAUAUGGCUGCACGUAAGACCUCCUCAGAGACAAUCGACGUGGACGUGUCUUGGAUGGAAAGCAAGGCGUCCUUUUGUGGCUGUGACGUGUCGAUGAG